AUGACUGAAACGUUUAUAUACAAGACAAAUGAGUACAUUGAAGUUGCAGAUACCGCAAAGGAUGCCCUUACAGAUGUGACAAACUAUAGACAUGUUGAUUGGGAUGGUUACACCAUCGGAUAUUAUGGACGGAUAUUUGAAGCUCGAAACAAGACAAAGGGUGGUUCUUUUGAGGGGGAUGAUAAGGACUUCUACAAAUUCAAAAUAGGUGUCCAACAGGUGAUACCAGCCUUUGAGGAAGCUGUUUCAGGCAUGGCUCUGGGUGGCAUUAGAAGGAUCAUAGUGCCGCCAGAACUAGGAUAUCCAGAGAAUGACUUCAACAAGAGAGGCCCAAGACCAACAACAUUUUCGGGGCAACGAGCCUUGGACUUUGUGCUGAGGAACCAAGGACUUAUAGACAAAACUCUUUUGUUUGAUAUUGAGCUUGUAAAAAUAAUUUCAAACUGA
Molecule: messenger RNA, 447 nt
Organism: Ilex paraguariensis (yerba mate)
Lineage: Eukaryota; Viridiplantae; Streptophyta; Magnoliopsida; Aquifoliales; Aquifoliaceae
Source: the annotation of a GenBank genome assembly